AUGGCUCUAGGGCCAGUUCGAUAUCUCCUGUUUGCUGUCACAGUUAGUGCUUUUUGCGCAAUCCCGAUCCCGGAGCAGAUCGGCUCGAAACUCAACUAUGGAUCCUCCUCGUCGUCGUCCUCUUCGUACUCCCAGAGCGAUGCCGCCGCCGCAUACUCAUCCAACAAGGUCAUCCCCGCGGCCGACCGCAUGAACGCAACCUUCGUAACCUUGGCCCGGAACAGCGACCUUUGGGAGAUGGUCAAGUCGAUCCGCACGGUGGAGGACCGGUUCAACCGCAACUAUCACUACGACUGGGUGUUCUUGAACGACAAGCCCUUUGACGAUGAGUUCAUCAAGAUCACCUCGGCGCUCGUCUCCGGAGAAACCCAUUAUGGCGUGAUUCCCAAGGAGCAUUGGUCAUACCCCGAAUGGAUCGAUCAGGAGAAAGCGAAGAAGGUGCGGCAGGAGAUGGGCGAGAAGAAGAUCAUCUACGGCGACUCGGAAAGCUACCGCCACAUGUGCCGUUACGAAUCGGGCUUCUUCUUCCGCCACCCGCUGAUGCUGAACUACGAAUACUACUGGCGUGUGGAGCCCAGCAUCGAGCUCUACUGCGACGUCCCGUUGGAUCCGUUCCGGUUCAUGAAGGAGAACAACAAGAAGUACAGUUUUACGCUCAGUCUCUACGAAUACUAUGACACGAUCCCGACCCUCUGGGACACCACGCAGAAAUUCGUCGGCGAACACCCGGAACACCUCUCGAGCGACAACUCCAUGGGUUUCCUGAGUGACGAUGGCGGCAAGACCUACAACAAAUGCCACUUCUGGUCCAACUUCGAAGUCGGAAGCCUGGAAUGGCUGAGAUCGAAGGCGUACAUUGAUUACUUUGAGACCUUGGACCAUGCCGGUGGGUUCUUCUACGAGCGGUGGGGUGAUGCCCCGGUCCACUCCAUUGCUGCUGGUCUGCUUCUGGACAAGGACCAGAUUCAUUUCUUUGAUGAGAUUGGCUACUAUCACGUGCCAUUUACCCACUGUCCAACCGAGGAGAAGAAGAGACUGGACCUGAGAUGCUCCUGCAACCCUAGCGAGAACUUUGAUUGGAAGGGUUACUCUUGCACAUCUCGGUACUUCCAGAUCAACAACCUGGACAAGCCCAAGGGCUAUGAGGCUCAAACCUGA
This is a messenger RNA of Aspergillus aculeatus ATCC 16872, 1158 nucleotides long. RefSeq names its product glycosyltransferase family 15 protein. Gene Ontology annotation, cellular component: Golgi apparatus; membrane. Bases 1 to 1158 code for a protein of 385 amino acids. The record is from RefSeq and is a predicted model, not a curated record. Gene Ontology annotation, biological process: cell wall mannoprotein biosynthetic process; protein O-linked glycosylation; protein N-linked glycosylation. Gene Ontology annotation, molecular function: alpha-1,2-mannosyltransferase activity. NCBI's taxonomy places the organism in Eukaryota, Fungi, Ascomycota, Eurotiomycetes, Eurotiales, Aspergillaceae. The transcript has 4 exons.